Rhizopus microsporus ATCC 52813 is the source of this 1902-nucleotide messenger RNA. RefSeq lists its product as uncharacterized. Lineage: Eukaryota; Fungi; Mucoromycota; Mucoromycetes; Mucorales; Rhizopodaceae. Gene Ontology annotation, biological process: DNA-templated DNA replication. The transcript is spliced from 8 exons. Bases 46 to 1746 code for a protein of 566 amino acids. Gene Ontology annotation, molecular function: chromatin binding. The record is from RefSeq and is a predicted model, not a curated record.
CAAAGUCACUCUUUUUUUUUUUUUCUUUUUCAUUAAGGGAUCGGAAUGACCAGUCAAGCAUUAAGAGAACCAUUAGCUUAUCUGUCUCAAUUGUUUGAACAACAUUUGAAAAAUGACUCGGACGCAACUACAUUUGAUCCUUCAGCUUCAUUUCUUGACAUGUUGAAUGAACAUAAAGAUCAAAUCAUUUCUAUAAAUGAUGUACCUGUGCAACAAGUACCUAAAAAUACUUUGGUCCGCUUUCGUUGCAUGAUUCAAGAUACGGGCCUAGGACAAGAGAUGUUUCUUUCUGCGUACGAAGUAAGAAAUCAAGAUGGAUCAACACGACUGGAAUCUUCAAAGUAUAAUGAUGAACCCAUCUCUGUUGAUAUGAGUGAAGACCUUCUUUAUAGUCAACAUCUAUCUGAGCGUACACUUGUCUAUUGUGUCUCUCCCCCUGGUGAGACAGAGUGGUCAAGAGAAGCGCACGAUAUCUAUAAAGGUUCUCUGGAAGAUCAAUUGAGCCGACUAGGUAUCCAUGAGAAUAAGAGUAGCAUAAAAGAUAAAUAUCCUUUACCCGGAAAACAACAUACAUCAGCCAUAGUCAAAUUCUACAACGACAUGAGCGAAACGUUACGCAUCGGGCAGUUGGUCGAAGUCAUUGGUAUUCGAGGACAAAAUAUUCCAGAAAUAGAGACAGACGAAAGUAGCUUUGGUCUUGCCUCUGUCCUGUCUGGAUUUCCCAAUACAGCUGUAAUCCAUGCCAUUGCUUAUAACAGCCUGGAUCAAGCUACUCCUUUACAUGAGGAUCUGCCUGAUGGAUCAAUUGAAACAAUUCGUGCCGAACUGAUAGACUAUAUCGCAUCUGUCUUGGGUGGAGAUAAACUAGCAGCUGAAUUUGUCUUGCUUCAAUUAUUGUCUAGAGUAACAAUGAAGAACAGAGGAUUAAAAAUCGGCCAUAUCACGAUCAACAUCAAUGGUCUACCAUCUUAUAGAACAAUUCAUGAGAAUGAGUCACCUCUAUUUGGUGUAAGCAAUCCUGUGACUAAACCACUGUCAGAUCUAUUGAACAGCCUCAACAUGCAUUCAGUCACUUUACCCUUAACCAUCGACGGACUCAAUCAAUCUAGAUUCUCACCCAAGAGUAUCAAUGAAAACUUACAGUCUGGUGUACUCCAAUUGGUUGAUGGUACUGUGCUUUUGGUAGAUGAAACCGUCUUGGACGAAGGUCAACUGAAGGAUACAGGUGUUCGUAACUUCCAAGCCCUUCAGAAUGUCAUUCAAAAUCAAUUGUUGAGCUACGAGUUCCCUUACAGCCAAUAUAACUUUGAUACAGAUAUUAGUCUGUUAUCCAUCUCUACAAACAAUUCAAUCUUAUCUAACCAUUGCUCUGUGCGAAUCCAACCUCUUUAUCCUCUAGAAGAUUCUGAACAGAGUAUGUUAAAGUUACCAAAGGACAAGCUGAACCAAUUUAGGAAAUUCAUUCAUUCUGCCAAAUAUGGUGACUAUGAUAUUCCUGCUUCUGUAUCUGAGUAUAUUCAAAAUGCAUUUGUGGAAGAAAGAAAGAAGGCAUCAGAAACAGGCGAUGAUAUGCCCAUGCAAGAAGAUUUGAUGCUACACAUGAACUUGGCUAGACUUGUGACAGCCUCGUUUGGAGAGAAUGAGCUUUCUAAGGAAAGAUUUGAAUAUACUGUACAGUUGGAUAAACAGCGUAAAUCAAGAAUGAAAAAGCAAGUCAAUAAGGACACUAUGUACAUGAACAAGUAGAUUAUACAUAUCAUUUUUAUGUAUUGCAAUAAAUAUUAGAAAUAAAAUAAUUACAAAAGAAUCAUUUUUAAAAAAGAGGAGGUUGAUAAAGAAGAAGCGUAGUUAUCCUUUAAAUGAAAAAACCCAAGUUUUUGGGUUGUUGUUGUUGUUGUUGUU